Messenger RNA from Acytostelium subglobosum LB1, 1470 nucleotides. RefSeq lists its product as hypothetical. Gene Ontology annotation, cellular component: cytoplasm. Gene Ontology annotation, biological process: aldehyde metabolic process. Lineage: Eukaryota; Evosea; Eumycetozoa; Acytosteliales; Acytosteliaceae. The record is from RefSeq and is a predicted model, not a curated record. Gene Ontology annotation, molecular function: aldehyde dehydrogenase (NAD+) activity. The transcript has 3 exons. Bases 1 to 1470 code for a protein of 489 amino acids.
AUGGAGUCUACUCCCACAACAACAACAACAACAACAGUUGAGGGUUCAUCCUCCACCUCAUCAACUGCUCAGCCAAAGCAGAGCUCUGUUAAAGAGAUAAAUGAAAGAUUGAGAAGAGUAUUCUACACAAACAAGACGAGAAAGAUUGAGUGGCGUUUCGCUCAACUAAAGGCUCUAAAGAAGAUGAUGACCGAGAACAAGGAUGACAUUGCCAAAGCCGUCAAGAAGGAUUUGGGCAAGCCAGACUUUGAGGUCAACCAAACAGAGGUCGUGAUGGUCAUUGCCGAGAUCGAGGAGACCAUCUCCAAUCUCGAGAGCUGGGCCAAGACCGAGACGGUGUACAGCCCUCUCCACUUCAAGCCGUCGUCAUCACACGUGCUCAAGGACCCACUUGGAGUCGUGCUCAUCAUGUCGCCAUGGAACUACCCAGUCAACCUGGCACUCAUCCCAUUCGCUGGCGCCAUCGCCGCCGGCAACUGUGCCCUGCUCAAACUCUCUCGUCACAGUGGCAACGUUGCCCAGCUGCUUCACUCUCUGUUGAUCAAGUACAUGGACAACGAAUGCUUUGCCUUUGAUAGCGAGGGUGGCGCACCCUACAUCACUGAGCUCCUGGAGUACAAGUGGGACCACAUCUUCUUCACUGGCAGUGUUGCAGUUGGUCGUAUCGUCUACCAAUCUGCCGCCAAGUUCCUCACCACAGUCACACUUGAGCUCGGUGGCAAGAACCCAUGCAUCAUUCAUCAGGAUGCCAAUGUCAAGUUGGCCGCCAAGAAGUUGGUUUGGGGCAAGUGUUGGAAUGCAGGUCAGACUUGUAUUGGACCAGACUACUUGUUGAUGCACAAGUCAAUCGUGGAGGAAUUUAUUGAGGAGUUCAAGGUGGUGCUGAAGGAGUUCUUUGGCGAUGACAUCAAGCAGAGCAAGUCAUACGCUCGUAUCAUUUCGAAGCAGCAUACAGAGAGACUUCAGAAGUUGUUUGGCAACGGCAAGGUUGUCAUUGGAGGCGAGGCCGAUCCCGAGACUAAGUACGUCGCACCAACCGUCAUCAUGGAGCCCCAGUUGGAUUCGCCAUUGAUGCAGGAUGAGAUCUUUGGACCAGUGCUCCCGAUCAUCACCUACGAGGACAUUGACGAGCCAAUCAGGUUCAUCCAGGAGCGUCCCAACCCUCUCACCCUCUACCUGUUCUCCCGUGACUCCUCCGUCCAGGACCGUGUGUUACAGUCCACACAGUCUGGCUCGGCCAUGUUGAACGAUGUCCUUUUGCACUUUACCAACCCACAUCUUCCAUUCGGAGGCAGUGGAGACAGUGGCAUUGGAGCAUACCAUGGUAGACUUACCUUUGACACCUUUACCCACAAGAGAGCCUUGGUCAAGGCUUCCACCAAGAAGUGGUUGGACAUUCCAUUGAAGUACCCACCAUAUUCAGAGUUUGCUGGUACAGUUGCUGGCAAGAUGAUUGGUUCAGGCUGGUAA